This is a messenger RNA of Anolis sagrei ordinatus, 1664 nucleotides long. RefSeq names its product N-alpha-acetyltransferase 80, NatH catalytic subunit (gene NAA80). Gene Ontology annotation, cellular component: cytoplasm. Gene Ontology annotation, biological process: protein acetylation. Gene Ontology annotation, molecular function: acetyl-CoA binding; N-acetyltransferase activity. The record is from RefSeq and is a predicted model, not a curated record. Lineage: Eukaryota; Metazoa; Chordata; Lepidosauria; Squamata; Anolidae.
UGUUGCAGCAGGUGAGAAAAGGAGCAUGACUAAUUGUGUACUCUCCAUGUGGUUGCUGCUGCUGUUUGGGUUGCUGCUUGGUGUUCUUUGUUUUAUUCCUUUGGGCUGCUUAUAGAGGUUGGUGCAGCCCCUUUCAUUUGGGCUUAUUCCAUGCAAGAAGCAGUUCAACUUUCCCUAUAAUGUCACUGAAAGGAAUGGCCAUGAUAAUGUAUCUUCUGGACCAGGUGCACACUGCAAGCAUACUUAAUUGUGUUUGUGCUUUCAUGCCAAGCUCAUUGUGUCAUUUCUAAAGCUUCGUCGCUUGGUCUCCUGAUAGUGAGAAGAAUGGGCUCAGUUUCAGAGAUGCUCACCGUGGUCCCCCUUCACCAGAGGCCUGAUCUGCUGGAGGCCUGUGUUGACCUUAUCAACGAAGAGUGGAAGCGGAGCCGGGCCUCCCGCAUCCACUCCCUGCAGAGAUCCAACAGCAGCUUCCCCUUGUGCCUGGUGCUGAUCAGGACUCAGAGGCCAGUAGAAGAAACACCUGAAGGGAAACAGAGCCAGUCCCAGCUUCUGGGCCAUGCCAGGCUCUCCCGUGUUGUUGGCCGGCCCAAGAGCUUGUUCGUGGAGACAGUAGUGGUUGCCAAGGCUCUUCGUGGAAAGGGCUAUGGCAGGAAGCUAAUGGAAGCUGUUGAGAGUUAUGCCAAAUCCCGGGGUUUUUGCCAUCUGCACCUCACCACUCAUGACAAGCAGCAUUUUUAUGCCCACCUGGGCUAUCAUUACUCCAAGCCUGUUCAGUGUGCAGGAUUCGUGAGCUCCCUUGUGCCUGUUGGAUUUCUGGAGAGCGUCUCUCACCCUCAGCAUGAUGAAGAACAUCCUGCAGGGGCUGGACAGAGUGAUUCAAGUGCAUCUUACAGCAGCCGAUCUGGAUCCAAUUUCCCUUCACUGGGAUAUACAGUAUCCCCUUCCCCCUCCUCUGUUUCUUCAGGGUCUUUUCUUCCACCACCUCUAUUGCCACCUCCACCCCCUCCUCCCCCUGGCUUCUCUUUCCAGCUUGAUGGGUCCUCUGUUUUGGAACCUGUGCCUUUUUCUUCUGACAACGUUAGUGCCACGGCUGCCCCACAGCCUACUUCUCUACCUCCCCCACCUCCUGUGCCUCCACCAAAGGCCCCUUUGCCGGGUCAGCCAAAUUCAUGUGAACUUGGUUCUUGUGGCCCGCCGGGGGACAAGGCACAGGAAGAGAUGCUUCAGGGAACUCCUUAUCGAGACCUCAGAGCUCGGCCCAUAUUUUGGAUGGAGAAGGACAUCUGAUUAAUUUAUUUCAUGCUGUGCCACUGUGUUGAAGAUGAAGUGAUAAUUAGAGGAGGGAGGGAAACCCUUGAGAAGGAAAAAUUGGUAUUUUAUCUAUGGUGCAAGAUCACCGUUUUUUAAAUGGGAUAAGCCAAAGAAUUUGGUCAACUAACAGUUCUGUUUCAUCAGGCGCCUCUGAAGAGAAGAGCCCAUUUGAUGCCACGGAAAGGAGAAGAUGCUAAAACAACAAUCAGUGUAUUUUGAAUGCACAUGACCAAGGCUGUUAUAUUCUUCACCCAUGUACUAGAUUGAUUUUUGCAAUAAUACAGUGGGUGGAGCUACAUUGAGUAGUGUAUCACAUGAUUUUACUUUACCAAUAAACAAAUAUCUGAACUGUU